This is a messenger RNA of Galendromus occidentalis (western predatory mite), 2586 nucleotides long. RefSeq lists its product as uncharacterized. The record is from RefSeq and is a predicted model, not a curated record. NCBI's taxonomy places the organism in Eukaryota, Metazoa, Arthropoda, Arachnida, Mesostigmata, Phytoseiidae. The transcript is spliced from 5 exons. Gene Ontology annotation, molecular function: nucleic acid binding. Bases 1 to 2586 code for a protein of 861 amino acids. Gene Ontology annotation, biological process: DNA integration.
AUGAACCUUCUGCCCGAGAUUUCGAAAGUCCUAUUCAAAUUCCGACAGUACAAAUUCGUCUUCACGGCAGACAUCGAAAAAGCGUUCCUGCAAUUCAGAAUUGCCGAGAGCGACAAAACCUUCCUGCGUUUCUUAUUGUGCAACAACGGUUCAGCCAAGAUCAAAGAAUUCUGGGCUACCCGCCUGGACUUCGGGCUCAUCUGCUCACCGUUUCUGCAUUGUCAGGGAAUCAGACUCCGCUUGGAAUCAGCAAUGGAGAAAUAUCCGCGAGACACCUCCUUCAUCGAAGAGAUCCGCGGCACGUUCUAUGUGGACGAUGUCAUCGGAGGAGGGACUCCAUCUGCGAGGCAAAACAUCGAGUUCGCCUCCUCUCAAAUAUCUUCACGGAAGGCGUACCCUGGAUAUCAAGUUUCGGACAGCCUGUCAGCGCCGAUUUCGAAAGCAAUCAAAGAACUCACUACGGGGACGCCGACAAAGCGGAAAUUGCUCAGAGCAUUAGCCCAAGUUUUCGAUCCUUUGGGCAUCAUCAGCCCAAUCGUCAUCAACUCAAAAAUUAUCUUCCAAGAUCUAUGGAAAGAAAAGAUCGGAUGGGACGAUCCCCUACAAGGCGACUACCUGAACCGAUUUCACGCAUUCGAAAAACUCCUCAGUCAGGCUGGACAAUUGAGCAUCGCCCGCCUUCACGCAUACGGGAUGGUAGCCUACCUCAAAACACAUCGACCCGCGAACACCCCACAAAUUUCAUUCCUCCUCGCGAAAUUUAAAGUUGCCCCAAUCAAAGCUACGACCAUCCAUCGGUUGGAACUUCUAGGAGCCCUCUUGGCAGCCAGGAUGACGAAGAAAACGUUCGAGUGGAUAGAUUUCAGAAUCGACGCAUGGCUAAGUUUGGAUGACACUGAUUUGGAAGCACAUCUGAAACUCGAGCGCGCGCCUCUCGGACGUGCGCCGCUCGACAGUUAUUCCGAAAUUCAAUACGAGCAAAAGAAAAGCGUAACUGCAUUGCUCGUCGCACAUUCGAAAAGCACGAAAGACGAUCCGAAAAUAUUCUUCGAGGACAGCUUCUCGUGUUGGCUCAAGGCGAUACGCUUUUGGGGAUUUAUGCUCCGACUCAAGGCAAAAGCCCAAGUGGCGAAGUCGAGAGUUCGAUCGAGAACAAAAUGCAGUGCCAGGCCGAAGACAGAACUGAACUUGAUUGAUCCAGACGAAAUGAACACAGCCAGGCUGGAACUAAUCAAACUCAUUCAGAAAUCUUAUUUCCCAGAGGAAAUCGAUUCGAACUGCGAGCGGGUCAGACCCAAAAGCCUACCCUUCCAAUAUAACCCAUUUAUAGAUGAAGAAGGAAUCUUACGUCCGAAAACCCGGCUACAACGCUCGCCUGAAUUUUCGGAAGCCCAGAAAAAUCCCAUCAUUUUACCCUCAAACUGCAACUUCUCGAAACUAAUUAUCCGUUAUAUCCACGAGAGGAAAUGCCUGCAUUUUGGCGGAGUCUCGGCGACCCUCCACAUUCUGAGGGAGGAUUUCCUGAUUUUGCAUGCGAGAAAACUCUCAAGACAAGUGAUUUCCGCAUGCAUGAUCUGCAAGAUUUUCCGCUGCCAGGCAGCAUCCCUGCCAACAGCCCAAUUACCAUCGUUCCGAUUGGAAACCACACCACCCUUCUUCUAUACAGGAUGCGAUUUCGCAGGUCCGAUCAAAUAUAAGGAAGAUUCAGGGGAAAAAGCCAAAGGCUAUAUCCUCCUAUUCACAUGCGCGGUGGCGAGAGCCGUGAACCUCCAAUUGACCGCGGAUAUGUCGACAGUCGAGGUAUUGGGAGCCUUGCAGAAGUUCGUCAAUCGCUACCCGUCGGUCAACACAAUCACCUCAGAUAAUGGGCUCUCAUUCCAGAGAGCAGCGAAAGAAUUAAAAACCCUAUACAGCCACAUCGUGAACGGAGACAUCAAAAAAUGGCUGGCCGAUUCUUUCCUCAAAUGGGAAUUCAUCACCCCACAUGCUCCGUGGUUCGGAGGCUUCUACGAGCGCCAAGUUCAAUCUGUCAAGAGACCUCUGAGGAAAGUCCUCGGAUCAGCGGUUCCACAUUUCCGCGAUCUCGAAGUUAUUCUGAGUAACAUCGAAGCGAUGAUUAACAGACGCCCGAUCACAGCCAUCGCCGCAGAGACCGAUCAGAUCGAAGCACUGAGUCCGGCGGAUUUGCUCUACGGGUACAAGAGCAAGACGUUCUUUCCCCAGCACGUCUUGAAACCACCGAGACCCAUCGAGGCUGAUAAAAUCAUAUUCUCCAGGAGAUGGGUCCAUCAACAGAAAAUUUUAAACUCGUUCUGGAAGAGAUUUCACAAUGAACAUCUCAGCUACCUCCGGAGCGCCCACAACCGGAAACCCUUGUCGGCCAGGCCGUUGAAAGUCGGAGACAUAUGUCUACUGGAGGACUCGAAUUCCAACAGGGCCCUCUGGCCUCUCUGCAGGGUCAUAGCACUCGAGGGUAACGCGAAACCAGAGGAAGCGAGAUCCUGCACGAUCAAGACAGCGACCGGUCAAGUUUUCGACCGACCGAUAAGAAAGCUCUACCCAAUAGAGGCGACCGAGUCCCACUGA